Pyricularia pennisetigena is the source of this 1278-nucleotide messenger RNA. RefSeq lists its product as uncharacterized. The record is from RefSeq and is a predicted model, not a curated record. The transcript has 2 exons. Bases 1 to 1278 code for a protein of 425 amino acids. Lineage: Eukaryota; Fungi; Ascomycota; Sordariomycetes; Magnaporthales; Pyriculariaceae.
AUGUCGACCAACUCGACAAACCCCACGACAGCCGGGCCACCGACCGACGCGGUCUCGCAGCCCCACGAGACGAGACAGCCGGCGCUGUACGCGUGCGUGAUCACGACCUACACCGUCAGCGGCAUCCUGGUCUCGCUGCGCUUCUACACGCGCGCCGUCCUCCUGCGGCGGCCCCUGAUGGCGGCCGACUGGUGCAUCCUGGCGGCGUGGCUGUCGACGGGCGGCGUGGUGGCGUCGUCGCUGGAGCAGCUGCACUACGGCCUGGGCCUGCACGUCUGGGACACGGACCCGGCCGUCUUCCCGCUGGGCGUGCGCGCCGCCUGGUACGGCUACGUCUUCUACAGCACCGCCAUGUGCCUGACCAAGGUGUCCAUACUGCUGCUGUACCUGACUUUCCUGGGCGUGGGCCGCCGCGCGAGGCGUGCCGCCCUCGCCACCCUAGCCUCCGUCGUCGUCGCGAACCUCUGGAUCGCCGCCUCCAACUUCACCGCCUGCGUCCCGCUGCAGGCCUACUGGGACUAUGCCCUGCGCGCGAGGCUGCAGGCUGAAGAAGGCCGCCGCGUCUACUGCCACCCCAACAUGGUCUGGUACGUCAACAGCUCCAUCAACGUCGUCACCGACUUUGUCAUCUUUGCGCUGCCGUUGCCGGUCGUGCUGGGCAUGAGGAAGCUGGCGUGGAGGCAGAAGAUGACUUUGAUGGGGUUGUUUGGGAUGGGCUUCUUUGUCUGCAUCGUCGCCAUCAUCCGCCUCGUCUUCCUAACCUCGGCGGACCGCAGUCAGGAUUCCACGUGGAACAUUUCCGUCAACACCUUCUGGACCGACGUAGAAGUCAACAUGUCCAUCGCCGUGGCGAGCGCCAUGACCCUACGACCGCUCAUGACACGCUGGUUCCCGCGCGCCUUUGUGUCCUUUGACGGCGGCGACGCGGACAAGCACGACAGCGCCCGCGAGAAUGCCAACACCUCCCUCGACGCGGCCAACUUUGUCAACGACGUCGCCGUCGCCCCGCCCACCAUCGGCAGCCGCAGGACCAGGACCCCCCACCGGGACGAGCACGCCCGCGCCGAGAGCUGGAUCGACUUCCCCGGCAAGCUGGACGGGAGGAACCUGAACGAUCUGGAGCAGGGCCGCAUCAAGCUCAAGGAUGUGUCGACUACCACGACGGCGAUAUCGAGUCCCGUCAGCUUCGGGCCCGACGAAGCGCCCGAGGAACCAGCGACGCAGAGCCACGCUCGGCAGCUGUCUAGGGAUAAGGAUGCGUCGUGGCCGUUGCCUUGA